Haemonchus placei is the source of this 231-nucleotide messenger RNA. NCBI's taxonomy places the organism in Eukaryota, Metazoa, Nematoda, Chromadorea, Rhabditida, Trichostrongylidae. The record is from the annotation of a GenBank genome assembly.
AUGGAUCUACGAGCCUUCACGAGCAACUCUGCAGAACUCAAUAAGGUCUUCGAAGAAAAGGAACAGGUCGCCUCUGCGGAGCAUCAAAAUUCAAUGGGUCUACAAUGGGACACUUCCGCCGAUACGAUCACCAUUCAGCUUCCAGAACGCCCUCCUCCGCACAUAGUAUGGACAAAGCGCAAAGUGCUGAGACACGUCGCUAGCAUCUAUGAUCCUCUUGGCCUAAUAUAA